AUGGCUGCUUGGACGUUAAUCACCAGAUCCGUAUUGUUUUUUCUUUGUUUGGCAAUGCUGUUAGCUGCCCUUGCUCUGAUUGCUGUUGGAUUCUGGAUGCGAUAUGAUGAUUCUUUCGACACAGAUCUAAAAAAUGUAGUUUACCAAUUUAAUGAUCCCAAGGUUCUUGCAGAUGCUAAAUUUAAUAUCCGUGUUUGGCUGAUCGUAGUCUUCUGGAGCAUUAUUGGUCUCUCACUUGGAGCAGCCGUUACUGCUAUUUUCGGAAUGAUUUCUUCAAUUUUUGUGAAACGAAGAGGAUUUAUGAUCGCAUAUCUUGUUCUGAUGAUUGUUUUGAUUGUGUUAGAAAUUGGAAGUGGUAUUGCUAUGAUCGUCAAAAGAAGUUCUCUCCGUGAUGCUACAAAUGCGUUGGUGAAUUCAAUGUAUACCACGAAUUCUGUGAAGGAUAUUCAGAUUAUUCAGAAUACGUAUUCUUGUUGUGGCGCUCAAAAUGGAGUUUUCAAUAGAAUGUACUGCGGUCCAAUGAGCAAUCUGCCUUAUUGUGAUGUGACAGUAUUCAACAGCGUGGACAAUACAAUGAUGAUUUCUGGGAUCAUUCUUCUCGUGAUCGUCAUCCUUCAGGUCGUCGCAGCUGUUGUCCCAGUUCCCAUACUGAUCUCAAAAAGAUACACCAUUAAAUACAGUUACGAGCCAACUGAAGUCUCUCGGUUUUAA
Caenorhabditis briggsae is the source of this 711-nucleotide messenger RNA. RefSeq names its product Protein CBR-TSP-1 (gene Cbr-tsp-1). The coding region runs from base 1 to 711 and encodes 236 amino acids. The record is from RefSeq and is a predicted model, not a curated record. Gene Ontology annotation, cellular component: membrane. The transcript is spliced from 5 exons. NCBI's taxonomy places the organism in Eukaryota, Metazoa, Nematoda, Chromadorea, Rhabditida, Rhabditidae.